AGGGGGUUGACCCUCGAGUCAACCGACCCUUCGACCUUCAGUCCAAUCUACAGUGUAAGUAGAGGAGGACUGAAGACUCUGACAAUGAAUCCCUUGCCCCUCACGAUGCAGGAACAAGAAAGGUGGGCACAUUGGUUUGGCGGUUGGGAAGCAAAUCACGACGGCUGAGAUGCAAGGUCCUGCGGUAGUACAUCAGAGGUGCAUUCACUACUGUACUGGAUCCCCACCCAGCUUGUAUCUACUCCGUACUCGAUCGCACGUUUCCCGGAGCCUUGACUCUCUAGAGACUCUCUCUCUCUCUCUCCCUUCCACGAUUCCUAUCGAUCCCCACGAGGCAUCCGUUCCGAUUGUGACCAGUCCAACCGGUGGAGUGCGAUACCUCGAGGGAGGACGACAGGAACCGGCGAUCGAGAUCCACUCCGAUGAGGUGGCCGAAGGGGGGAGGGGGGGGGAAGUCGGAUUCCAGAAGGUUUCAUUGGCAGUGGAGAGGGGAAAUUCGGUGUUUUUGUCAGCUGCGCAGUCCAAUGAUAAGGGGCAAUUGGGGGAUUUGGAAGGAUCAUCCCAACUGGUACGGCGUAAGGUUGCCAGCUCAUCCAGAGUGGGGGGGGUCUGUCAAGCCGGUUGGGAUUAGCGAGGUGAGCUACCAGAGUUGCUUAAUAUUAAUCCUUUUGCCCAAGGAUGACAACGGUGGGGAUCCGAC
Molecule: messenger RNA, 700 nt
Organism: Aspergillus heteromorphus CBS 117.55
Lineage: Eukaryota; Fungi; Ascomycota; Eurotiomycetes; Eurotiales; Aspergillaceae
Exons: 1
Coding region: 170-631 (153 amino acids)
Source: RefSeq, a predicted model, not a curated record